Messenger RNA from Hyaloscypha bicolor E, 634 nucleotides. RefSeq lists its product as uncharacterized. Bases 1 to 597 code for a protein of 198 amino acids. The record is from RefSeq and is a predicted model, not a curated record. The transcript has 2 exons. NCBI's taxonomy places the organism in Eukaryota, Fungi, Ascomycota, Leotiomycetes, Helotiales, Hyaloscyphaceae.
AUGUCUUCUUCUCCAGCACAGGCGGGCCUGCAGGGGUUGUUUGGUCCUACUGAGGAUGACCGGACCUUCUUAGCAGAGUAUUGUAUCUUUCUCGGAGACGUCACGAAAGGAGGAUCAAGUAAGGAUCCCUAUUGCUGUUCCACUUACAACGCACUCGCAAUAAAAUUCAUAUCUCAUUUCACUGCAGGCAGAGCUGAUGCAUCUAAAUGCGUCGAAAAUAUGCUUCCAUACCUCCAUCACGAGAGCUCGACCGUCUACCGGCGCGCUGUGUGCCGAAUUGCCAUAGCUUUCAUAGCUAGACUCUACAAAUUCAAGCAAUACACCCAUGCCGACUUGGCAGCACUGGCUCAAGAGUGUGUGGAGUUACUCGAGAGUACCAAACUAAAAUGCGGUCCCGAAUAUUAUGAGAAUCGCUUCGCGAGACUCGAGAGAUUCGCAAUCAUCCUCAGGGACUGGCAUGCAAAGAAAGCGGUAGUUUGCUCAGUGGCAGAUCCGUCACCAAAUCCUACUGAGGGUGGGGAUGUCGAGAUGAUGGAGAAGGAGGAGGCGGAUGAGCUGGAGGAGACGAUGGAGCUUCUCAAACGGCAUACGAUGUGAGGCAGGAAAGGAAAGCUGGUAGAGCUGUCUGCUCACC